Messenger RNA from Varanus komodoensis (Komodo dragon), 3064 nucleotides. It is a transcript of the gene SACK1C, whose product is annotated as family with sequence similarity 83 member C. The transcript is spliced from 4 exons. Gene Ontology annotation, biological process: epidermal growth factor receptor signaling pathway. The coding region runs from base 127 to 1839 and encodes 570 amino acids. Lineage: Eukaryota; Metazoa; Chordata; Lepidosauria; Squamata; Varanidae. The record is from RefSeq and is a predicted model, not a curated record.
AAAAGAACAAAAGAAACUGCUCCCGGGAACUUCCUUGUGGAGAGCUUGACUGAGCGUGAAAAAGCCCAGAGACAAGACAGCAGAGGCUGGGAAUCUCCCUCAGAAGAGACAGCACCACAAGUUAACAUGUUUGGCUACCCAACACCAGGAACAACAAGAUGGCUCCACAGGGACUACGGGAGCUCCCAAGGGGCCACAGGACAACUGAAAACCCGGUUGGAAGAUCUGAAAAAGCCUUGGCGGAAGGAAAUCAGUCCUUCAAUGUUACAGCAUAGUGAGACUGCCCGGCUAGCUGUGGAUGCCCUUUUGGAACAGGGAGAAGCUGGUUAUCUGCAAGCCAUUAUGAAAGAAAAGGAGCUUCCGUUUCUUUCCACGCUAGAUAUGGAUUACAUGUGUCAAAACAGCCAAAGCAUCCCAGAAUCACCACUUAAGGCACGAGAGGCUGGGCUCACGAGAGAGGAUAGUGCAGACAGGGCGUCUCUCCUCUCUGGAGUCACAUCUGGGACAUACUUUCCCUUCAUGUCAGAUGUUGACCCUCCACAGCUGGAGCUGGGUUGGCCAGUGGCACCCCCCUUCAAGGCAUUUCACGAAACAGAAGUCACACUGUAUUUCCAAAGAGACAAAGCCAACAAUGUUAAGGAAAUAGUUCGAUCGCUAAUAAGCAAGGCCCAGACCGUGAUUGCGAUUGUGAUGGAUCUCUUCACCGAUAUGGAAAUACUCAGUGAUCUGAUAGAGUGUUCGAGCAGACGCUGUGUUCCUGUUUACCUGAUCCUUGAUGAAAAAAGCCUGAACCACUUCACAGAAAUGUGCAAUAAAAUGGAUCUCACCAUGGAUGACUUCCCAAAUAUGCGCAUACGUUAUGUGAGUGGAGAAACAUACUACAGCAAAGCUGGCAAGAAGCUCACAGGACAAGCUCUUGAGAAAUUUGUGAUGAUAGACUGUGAAGAAGUCCUUGCAGGGACCUAUAGCUUUACCUGGCUGUGCAGCCAAGUCCACACUGGUCUGGUGAUACACUUCAAGGGAAAAAUUGUUGAGGAUUUUGACAGAGAAUUCCGAUGCAUAUACGCUGAGUCUAGAUCUGUGGAUCAGCUCAGUAAACCCAGUAAUGAAAGACCGAGUUCCUCACCUCCCAGAAUCCUACAAAAAAAUGAACCGAUUUUAAAGCACGUCCACCUGAAUGAGAGUGAAACCACAAGCCUCUCAAGUAGCCCCUCCAAUUCAAGCACAGCAAGUAUAAAGAGAGCACCAUAUUUUAACCCUUUGCCUUUUCCUGUAGCCUGUGAAAAGAAAGAACCAACUCCCAGUGAACCAAGAAAGAAUAUUUCAGGCUUCUUGGGUGUUAGUGACUUGAUACACCAGCCCAGGGCACUGCCAGACUCUAGCUACAGUACAUCAGCUAAGUAUCCAGUCAAUGAUGCAUCUAAUCUACUAAGAACUAAGACAUCUUUCCUGUCAACAUCUUCACCAAUACUAGGCAACAACACAAGAGAUGGUAGUGAUUUGCAGCCUCUGCCUGAGAGUAUUGGAAUAAAAGGUAACAGUAAAUUCUUUCCUGUUCAACCACUGGAGGAUGUAAGCAAAAUACAGAAGGAUGAAAAAGCAGUAACUUAUGGAUAUACCAAACCAGAUCUCAUUAACAAGGUAACUAAAUCAGUAAAUAGUGAGAUGAGGCCCAGAAUUCAUGGUUCCUAUGGUUUCUCCAAUGAUCCACCAGCGGAAAACAACAGCAAGUUACACAGGGAUGAAAAGAGGAUGACUCUUGGUCACAGUAAACUGGAUCUGAUUACCAACUUUAACAAGACAAAAGCAAAGCAAAUUCACAGUCGGUUUGAAAUGUAAUCUGUAUUCUGGGUUUAUCAGAAAAGAUUUAUUUUAGUUGAAUGGAUAUUGUGCAGACAUUGAAUCUGUAGAAAUGAAUACAAGUUCAACAUCUCCAAUUUUACAUUGGUGUGGGUGUCAGAUUUUGCAGAAAAUAUUGAGAAGACAUAAAAAUGGAUCUAGAAGUAUAAUCAAAUAGCUGAGCAAGAAUGAAGUAUGAUAUUGUAAGCCUUAUGGGAUUUAAAAAUAAUAUACUCCGAGAGCUGAAAACAAAAUUUUCAGUCUGAGAACUUGUGCCUCACAGACGUGUCUGGAAAUGCCUGAAGUAACUGAGGGGCAGAUUGUGGGGAUAUUUCAUGGUGGGCACAGUUUUGCACUGGGAAUGGAGGGGCCUGUUUGCUCAUGAAGCUCAUUGAGUGGCCUUGGAUGUGUCCCCAUUUCUUGGCCUAUCCUAUCCCACAGAGUGGUUGUGAAGAUAAAAUGUUAGGGCAUGUACAUCUCCCUCAGUAAGUUGGAGAAAAGGCAUGACACAAAUGUCGUCAAUAAGUAAAUAAAUAAGCCGAUGAAUAGAAAUCUCAUACUUCAGAAGAUGAGUGCACAGGCUUCAAGGUGCCUCCUUCACAGAAAGAACGAACCAACAUGUGCAGUUUUCUCUAGUGAGACAUUAGUAAUAUGAAAUUCAGUGAAACUACUUUUUAAAUUCCUCUGCUUGUUCAAGUCAGAAUCUCUGCUUCUAUGAUAAAAUAUUUUCUUGUCAAGGCUAUAUUAGUUUGGUUAGAGAAGCUAUACUUAAAUAGCUUGUGAACUCUGUAAUGGAAGACAGCAAGGGAAGGGCCAAAUUAAUGAGCUCAUCUCUGUGUGUAAUAAACAUGUAUUAUUGCAUAAUGUGGGAGUUGUGAAGAUCUGGCUACUCCCAUUAGUGUCUAGUUUGCAAGCAGAUAUUUCUGUGAGUGGAUGGAUAUGACUGGACAUGACCUGAACAUCUGUUGGUACGACCUGAAUACUGCCCUAGAUCUGUACAUAUUGUGAUGCAUUUUUCAGUUACAUGAAGCUAUAUUGUAUUUAUCCCAAACAGAGUUUGGGUUUCAGUAAUGGAUUUACAGUCAUAGCAGAGCUCCUUCACAUGAGUCGUUGAAGAAGAAUUAGGUCACAGUCCAGCCAAAGAUGCACACUUUGAAGGCCCUUUGAUUCCAAUCACAAGUUUAAUUAUAUGUGUAACCCUCUGAAAUUAAAGCACUUAAAACAU